AACUCUCUUUCUCUCUCACUCAACUUGCAGUAUCAGACAAGUAUAUAAAAUAGACUACUUGACAGCCCACACAAGAAACCAUAUUAAAAUUCUAAUCUUUAUUUAUUUUUUUUAAUAAAAAAAAUAUACCUGUUUUUUUCUUUCUUUCUUGUUCUUAAUCUUCUUGAAAUCUUCACAUUCUUGCUCAGUCUUGUUACUCUUGUAGAUGGGAUUUGCUUUUCCAACAUGAAAAACAUUGAAAUUUUUGAGUUUUGAUUUGUUUAUGGGGGUUUCUUGUGGGGUUUGUGUUACAUACCUGUAUAGUUUAUAUAAAUUCUUUUUUUUUUCCUAAUUUUUUGUAGGUGGGUUUGAGAUGGAUUGUUUGGUAGAGAAGAGUUAUAAACUGUGUGGGUGUGUGUGAGAGAGAAAGUGCAUAUGAGUGUGUGUAUUUGUGUUUCUGUUGUCGGCGCAGGGUCGCUUUCUGUCGGCAUUGUCUGUUUCCAACGAUGAUACAUACUAGAGAGGGAUUUAUUUACUUAAUUUUUUUAUUAAAAAGUACAAGGGAAUAGAGAGAUAGAAAGAUGCUUCUGGGGAUUCUUAAUUCAUUUGUUGUUGCUGUCUGAAACUGUCUUUGUAUUUUGUUUUGCUCCAUUUUUUGCAUGAUUUGGACCUGGCCAGAAGUAUUGGUCUGGGCGUGAUCAGUACUGGGUUUUCUUUGCUUUUUAUGUCAGUACUCUUUAUUGUUUGAUUUUACUUUUUUCUUAUUGUUUGGGAUUUCUGGGUUUGGUUGCAUGAGAUAGGGGAUUCUUUAUUUUCAAUGUGGGAUCCUUUGUUUUGGUGAUAAGUCUUAUUGGGAGAUUGAUAUUGUUUGAAAUUGGCAAAUGAAGUUGAGGUUUCUGGAGAUCUGGCUGCAUAAUUUCUCUGGGAAUACAGGUUCAAUGUACAGUACUUUGCAUCCCAGUCAUAGAUUACCUCAUAGCUAGAGUGGUUCCCAUACCAAAUGUCAGUGCCUCUUGCAGCAAUAAUUGGUGGUGCUGCAGGAGCUGUGGCUUUGGUGGGUAUAAUUAUGUUUCUCAUAUGGUUGUACCUUUAUCAUAAUCAAAGUGUUUCAAGAAAUUCAGGCACAGGUUCUUCUGAUCAAUCUGUUCAAGCAGGUAGAAAUGUUGGGAUUGAGUUACCAGUACGAGAAGUUAGGCCUUUUGCUAUAGAAGAAUUGUCUCAAGCAACAAAAAAUUUUAGUGACAAAAACUUGAUUGGGGAAGGAAAAUUUGGAGAGGUAUAUAAGGGUUUGCUACAGGAUGGGAUGUUGGUAGCUAUAAAAAAGCGACCUGGGGCACCUAGUCGUGAAUUUAUUGAUGAGGUACACUUCCUUUCAUCUAUUCAUCACCGGAAUCUUGUGACACUUCUGGGUUACUGUCAGGAAAAUAAUUUACAGUUUCUUAUAUACGAGUAUAUACCUAAUGGAAGUGUUUCCAUUCACUUGUAUGGAACUGGUCAAGUUUCCCGUCAGAAGCUAGAAUUCAAGCAUAGACUUUCAAUAGCUCUAGGGGCAGCUAAAGGUCUGGCUCAUCUUCACUCCCUGAGUCCCCGUGUGGUACAUAAAGAUUUUAAAACAGCCAAUGUUCUUGUAGAUGAAAAUUUCAUAGCUAAGGUUGCAGAUGCCGGAGUUCAUAAUUUUCUUGGGAGAAGUGAUGUUGCAGGGCCAUCAUCACAAGUUACAGCUGAUGAGAUAUUCCUUGCCCCAGAAGUGAAAGAAUUCAGAAGAUUUUCUGACAAAAGUGAUGUGUAUAGUUUUGGAGUCUUCCUUCUGGAGUUAGUAAGUGGGCGGGAAGCAUCAGAUUCAUCGUCUUCAGAUCCUAGUAAGAAUUUGGUUGAAUUGGUGCAAAACUGUCAAGAUUUUAGCAACAUGUCAAGCAUCAUUGAUGCAAGACUAGGAAAUAGUUUCACAACUGAAGGUAUGGAAGAUUUCAUACGAUUGAUAGUCCGAUGCCUGGAUCAUUCAAGUGAGAGGCGACCUUCAAUGAGCUAUGUUGUAAUGGAACUUGAUCGAACAUUGGAGAAAGAAAGGAGCUUGACAACAGUUAUGGGGGAAGGAACCCCAACAGUGACCCUUGGAAGCCAGUUAUUUAGAGCUACAAAAUGAACUGAAUUUGUUUGCCUCUGAAGUAUUUGAGUGCGGUUUUUGUGAAAUAAAUUUUUUUGUCUCUUUCUUUUAAUUUUUAAUUUUUUUGGAAACAAGAGAAAGAAGUUCAGCUGUUUGAUAAGUGUAUAAAGAACAGCGGCAUUUUGUUAUUAUUUUGUUUCUUCAUUUCUUCCAUUAUAAAUGUAAUGAAAAUCUUAUUGUAAACCAUAAAAUUGUUGUUAAUAUAAAAAGUGAAGCUUGGAGUUGGUGUGAUUUCUAAUAA
This is a messenger RNA of Mangifera indica (mango), 2384 nucleotides long. Its product is annotated as proline-rich receptor-like protein kinase PERK8. The transcript is spliced from 8 exons. Gene Ontology annotation, molecular function: protein kinase activity; ATP binding. NCBI's taxonomy places the organism in Eukaryota, Viridiplantae, Streptophyta, Magnoliopsida, Sapindales, Anacardiaceae. Bases 980 to 2122 code for a protein of 380 amino acids. Gene Ontology annotation, biological process: protein phosphorylation. The record is from RefSeq and is a predicted model, not a curated record.